Messenger RNA from Linderina pennispora, 1161 nucleotides. RefSeq lists its product as uncharacterized. Bases 102 to 782 code for a protein of 226 amino acids. Lineage: Eukaryota; Fungi; Kickxellomycota; Kickxellomycetes; Kickxellales; Kickxellaceae. The transcript has a single exon. The record is from RefSeq and is a predicted model, not a curated record.
GGCCAUGGCCAGCUGCACUGCGUCCAGAGUCUUCGUCGGAUUAUGUGGCCGAUGCACAGAACCCGCACCCUAGCCGUCGCAGCACAGUCUCUGGCCCACAGAUGUAUAUGCCCACCGAUGGCCACAUCCACCCUGCUGCAUCAGGCUUGAUGCUAGGUUCUACCUCUGCCGCCAAGGCUCGUGUCAGAUAUGCGUCGGCAGUGCCCAGCGAGUCUUCCUCUCAAAGUAGGUCCAGCACUCGCCGGAGUCUGUCGCCACGGGCAUCUAGUAUUAAGCUUCCCUCCAUCCAGGCCAUGCUGUCUAGUGCCGGCGUAGCAGCGGCUAAUAUGCACGCAUCGUCGCCACACUCACCAUCCUCUUCACGCUCGGCACGAUCCCGCUCCCACACCUCACCCAUGUCAAUGUCAACUCAUCAAGAUUCGGCUUCAGCUGGUCCGAACCUACCACCCAUCCACAACCUGGCACACACAGCACAGGCACUAACUGUAGGAGGAGCACCUAUUCACCCCACUGCCCAGGCUGCCGAUUACAGAGCCGCUCGCGGCAGGGUGCAGCUGCUUGAGAUACCACUUGCAGGCGACCUGAAUGUUCGGGACAUGAAGUUUGGCAUUGACAUGCUUGCAACCGCAGCAGUAUCCGUUUCCUCAGGUCGGGCCAACAUGUCUCUGCCACAUCUAACGCCAUUAGCUGGCCUUUUCAUACCGCACCCUGCCGGGAUUCUCGCGCACCAAUGUGCGUUCGCAGUUGCCUGUCACGCUGUCUGGAGGGCGUCAGGGCUCUGAGCAGGGUCAGCCUAGGGGGCUGCCGACCCGGAAGGUCACGCCCACCAACAAUGCGAAGAGAAAGCCCUCAGGCACAAAGUGGCGGCCAUGGUGAAGGUGCCAAUGCUAUUUCCAGUCCAAUUGUGCACAGUAUUCAGCAUCCACCCAUGGCCAGUGACACCGCUGUGUUGUUGGUCAAGACAUGGGCUUCUUCUCUGCUGCGUCCCUCCCGUAAUUCAGUAUAUAGCCUAUCAUGUUGCUUUGUAUUCUCCUUGCUCUCCGUUGCUAUAUAAAUUACUCGCCACCAUUAUUCAGGAGAAUAGGCAACAACUGAUGUGUAUGCUUGCUUCUCCCCUUCCGGGUAGGGAAUCUGCGUACUGCAUGUAGCCCGGCCAGGGUG